This is a messenger RNA of Varanus komodoensis (Komodo dragon), 3507 nucleotides long. It is a transcript of the gene FIZ1, whose product is annotated as FLT3 interacting zinc finger 1. The record is from RefSeq and is a predicted model, not a curated record. The transcript has 2 exons. Bases 170 to 1618 code for a protein of 482 amino acids. NCBI's taxonomy places the organism in Eukaryota, Metazoa, Chordata, Lepidosauria, Squamata, Varanidae.
AUAGGAGCUGGAUUUGAGGGUGGAGGGGAUAGACUGCUGCAAGGGGUCAGCCCCCAUAUGACGGCUUGCUGCUGUAGGGGUGGGAGACCCUCUGUCCCAUCGCUCAGAAGAAGUGCCUCCCCUCCGCUAAAAUGUCGACAGCAAUAAGAAGUUAGGCAACACUGGGUAGAUGGACAACUGCGAAGAAGAGUGGCCAGAGGGCCAGCACUCUUUAGAGGCUCCGGGUGGUAUUCAGGCCUCUGCUGGAACCGUGGAAGAGUGUGUGGUUCUCUACUCCGAUCCUGAGGAUGACCCUGCACUCCUUGCUGACAAUGGGGCAGGUGCCCGGGCUCCCUUCCACUGUUCUGAAUGUGACAAAAGCUUCCGCUACCGCUCAGACCUGCGUCGCCAUUUUGCUCGGCAUACUGAGCUGAAGCCGUUCCAGUGCCCUCACUGCGUCAAGAGCUUCAAGCAUUCCUUCAACCUGGUGAACCACAUCCGGAGCCACACUGGGGAGCGCCCUUACCGCUGCACCAUGUGUCCCAAAGGCUUCCGGGAUUCCACAGGGCUCUUGCAUCACCAGGUGGUGCACACGGGGGAGAAGCCGUAUUGCUGCCAUGUCUGUGAGCUCCGCUUCUCCUCGCGCAGCAGCCUGGGCCGCCACCUCAAGCGGCAGCACCGGGCUUCUCCAGCCGCCGCCGCCCCUCAGACCCCUGCCCCCCGCUGCCUGGCCUGUGGCAAAGAGCAGAGCCCUCUGGGGCACCUGUGCAGUGCGGGGCGGGGCCGGGCUGCCCCGUUUGGUUGCGGGGCCUGUGGGCGGCACUUCCCAUUAGCAUGUGAGUUGCGCCGCCAUUGGCUGGCCCAUACUGACAUCAAGCCCUUUAAAUGCCCGGACUGUGAGAGGGACUUCAAUGCCGCAUCACUGCUGGAACGCCACAAGCUCACGCAUGCCAAGGACAGGCCUCCACCCUGCCCGGUGUGUGCUGGGAAGGUCCAGCAGAAGAACAGGUCGCUGGAACUUCAGGGCCUGGAGGAAGAGCAGAAAGGGGGCGAGCGAGAGGGACCAGCUCAGCAGCACAGCAAAGGCUGCCCAACCUGCCACCCCCUGGAUGCUCGUCCCUCUGAGACUCUGUAUCAGUGUGAAUGUGGGACCUUUUUUGCCAACGGCAACACACUUGCAGCCCACUUGACUGCCCAUGGGGGUGAGCCCUCCUUCACCUGUGGCAUAUGCGGCCAGCCCUUUGUGAACCUACAGGCCCUGGAGGAGCACCAGCUGAGCCAUGCUGUGUCCCCAUCUCCGAUGCCAGGACCAGGCAGUGAGCUUGAACGCCACCUCUUGCCCCCACUGGAUCUUCGGACUUUCCCAGCCCGGCCUGGCAAGAAACUCUACAAGUGCAGCGAGUGCGAGAAAUAUUUCCGCAGCCCACGGGAUCUGGACCGUCACGUCUUGGUGCACACCGGUGAGAAACCCUACCAGUGCACCGAGUGUGGCAAAUUCUUCCGGCAUGAGUGCUACCUGAAACGGCACAGGCUGCUGCACAGUGGCGAGCGCCCUUUCAAGUGCACCUUCUGCCACAAGGGCUUCAUCACCUUGAGCAACCUUUCCCGCCAUCUCAAGCUGCACCGUGGAAUUGACUAGAGGCGGGAUCCUGGCCUCAGCAGAACAGCCUCUCUUCCUACCCUGCCCCGUCUCAGCACUGCUGUCCACUACCUCUGCCCAGAGAUGAUCUGGUUUCGGAGAUGUCCCUCUGCCUGAUGGCACACUUAGAACUUUGCUCACUCUGCUCUCCUGGUCACCUCCUGUAGCCAAGAACUCACAAACUUGGAAACGAACCAAUGAAAAGUAUUAUGAUUAUUUACUAAUAUCUCACUACUGUUAAUAGUAUGUGUUGCACAUGCGUGGCAGUUAUAAAGUUUUGGAGUGGGGGAUUAGGGGUAGAUGCCUGGCUGCACUAUGUGCCCCAGUUGAGCUUUUGGGAUUUGCAUCCAUCAUACUUUAGAUGAGAAUUAAGCUAUGUCAGGAAAUUGAAAGGUAUUUUGUCAUCACAAAUGUGAAGUGACUAAAUUGCCAAGAUCCUGCUGGGCAAAACAUGUGAGCACUGUAGUUGUUUGGCAUAGGAAGGGUGGAUCAGAGAAAUCACAGCACCUUCACAAAACUUCACAUCCAAAGGUCAUGUUGAGACAACCCGGACCAAUGAAUCACUCUAAAAUCCAUUUUAGCUUGUAGAAUAGCUCUACACAUUAUUUAUAGAAAAGCUUUAUGGUGAUUAUUUAGGGAAGCUUACUAUUAUGAUUUGAGGUCCUUCUGCUUCACACCUCCAAUAUUUCUGUCCACCUUUUUCUUAAAAAAUAAGCUGGGAUCAAUGCCCUUAUGCCCUUUUUAAAAAGUCACAUGAUUGACCUAAAAUCAGAAGGUUUAAAUACAAAGGCUGAGGUACUUUUAGUUGCUGUCUAAACAAAACUCUUGAUAGUUUUAGCUCAAGGGCUAUCAUUUUGUUUCCAGAGAUGUUACUGCAAUCAUGAGAACUGGAUUUUUUUUAAGCUGCUACAAUCCUGUUUGGCUCAUCACUGGGUAGGGCAACAUUGCUUUGAAGAUGACUUGCUGCCUGCAGGUUGUAUAGUAGUUGUGUCUCCUGUAGGCCUCUGUGAUUUAUAUGGAGCCUACAGUAUUGCAUAACUUCUGUCUGAAGGCUUUCUAAGGGGCAGGGUUCAAUCAUGCGCUCUUUCUUAUUGUGGGAGGGGGUUGCUUCCUAUCACACCUGCUGCUUGUUUUACUUCUAUUUCCUUUCUUCUGUCAUAACACCAUUUCUCUUGGCCCCUACGAGCCAAGCAGAAGCAUGUUUGUUUCUAAAAAUUUACUGUUCAUUUCUGGAAACUAGUUGAAUACUAAAGAUUUUAUACCACGGUAGAGCCAAUGUACAAGUCUGAUCUUCAAUAUAAGGCAACAGUUUACAAACUAUUGCAGUGAAGAGAGUAUUUGCAAUUUGCAGAAGGAUAGUGGGGAACUGGAUAAAUUUCUCCUUCAUGUCUGGCUAUAUAGGGGCUGGAGUGUGGGAAGCUCUUUCUUUGUUCUAGGUUUGUGUGUCUCUGUAGCCUCCCAAGUGUGUAGCACCUAAACAAGACCUGGGUUGCAGGAGCUUGGAAGCCACAUACACUUGUACCAAAGUCAAAUAAGCUUUCAGAAAACAUGCUUAAAAAGAAAGGAAUAUGCUAUAAGAAAAAAAUGGGAUGCAAAUUUGGGUUGUCAGUUUUCCAGUUCUACACAUGAAAAAGAAACUCCUGCUGCCCUUGCAAUAUUCUCCUUUGCCUACUUGCGUUAUUCCUUAUGGCCUCCUGACUGGACACACUGGUAACUAAAUGCCAUAUUAAUUGGAUUCAGAUUCCACAGAAACAGCUGUUUGCCCUCUCUUCCUCCAUGAAAUUAUUUUCUGACAAAUAGUAGAGUCUUAUUCUCCUUUUAUUUUUAUUUCUUUUAAGUCCUUGGUAGGUCUUUGAAAAUAAUCUAAUAAAAAUAUGUUCCUGACCAAA